AUUCGAAUGUCAUAUAGUGAUUGUGAGUUAGAGGGAUCAGGUUUCUAAGGCGUUUCUUCAAGGGGAACGAGAAGAAAAAAGCCACCUUACGAAACUCGUCUCGUGAGAAUUUGGGGUACGCGCUUGUUGUGUCCGUCCUUUAUUCGCAAAAUAAUCGUUUGAGCAGCCCGCCUAGUAUAUACUUCAGUCGGUUACCACGUGCUUUCGCGUGAAGGAGUCUCUUAAUCGUGUUCGUGAAUGUCGUAUGGUGUUAAUUAUUAAAUAUUUCGUAAUUAUCUUUUUUUGUAGAUUACGUGCGUUCGUUCGGAUACGUUUAGUGCUUGGAAAGAAAUAUGUCAUUCUCUAGGAAAUACUUCAAACGGAUCCCGAUUUAUGUGGUAGAGAGCCACGAUGAGGUGCUACCAUUCAUUUAUCGGUGUUUGGGAUCGAAACACCUUCCGUUCGAAGGAAACACGCUCGUGCAUUUAGAUUCGCAUCCUGACAUGCUUAUACCGAAAAUGAUGUCGGCGAACACUGUAUGGAAUAAAGAAGAAUUGUUUAGUGAAGUUAGCAUCGAAAAUUGGAUAUUGCCUGCUGCAUAUGCCGGUCACUUUAAGCACCUGAUCUGGGUCAAACCACCGUGGGCGAAUCAAAUGGUCGAUGGCGUGACAACCUUCUUCAUCGGCAAGCAUAAGGACAACGAAUCAAUAAGGAAGAUCGAGCGAAGAUCGUUUCAAAAUUACAUGUUUCUCGGGAAGUUGAAGUACAGCCUGCAGGUACCUGCUACAGAUGGUUUACGCCCUGGCACUUGUUACACUUCGCACGAGGAAAUCUAAUCGUCCGUGACCGUGGAAAAUGUAUUACAAAUUUACAUCUAAACGAGGCCCCAUAAAUCUAAUCAGCCUGCGAUAAGUAAUAAUAAUUAAUGAUUUACAGGUUGGAUGAACAAUUAAAAAAUUGUAUUUAUCCUCCACGAUAAAUCACAAUUUACCGUUCUCAUGAAAUAUUAUUCAUACCGUUAUUGACCGAUUUCUCUAUCAACCGUAACUCGUCUUGAUCGCUAUGAUCGAUCGCGAUUCAGCAUGAUCGAAUUUUCCGAUUUUAUUGGAAAUUCCAUGGUAGUGUCACGCGAUAAACGAAAGAUAAUAA
Messenger RNA from Bombus pyrosoma, 1128 nucleotides. Its product is annotated as UPF0489 protein C5orf22 homolog. The coding region runs from base 333 to 815 and encodes 160 amino acids. NCBI's taxonomy places the organism in Eukaryota, Metazoa, Arthropoda, Insecta, Hymenoptera, Apidae. The transcript is spliced from 4 exons. The record is from RefSeq and is a predicted model, not a curated record.